This is a messenger RNA of Mollisia scopiformis, 1422 nucleotides long. RefSeq lists its product as uncharacterized. The record is from RefSeq and is a predicted model, not a curated record. The transcript has a single exon. Lineage: Eukaryota; Fungi; Ascomycota; Leotiomycetes; Helotiales; Mollisiaceae. The coding region runs from base 1 to 1422 and encodes 473 amino acids.
AUGUGGGGAUGCUUUCUCGCUCAAGAAGCAUCAACUCCCAUGACUGAAGAUAAACUACGGAAUAUAUUUGAAGCCUUAGACCUCGAUGAACCAAGUUUUGAGCAGCCUCCGUCCGAAGGAGUGAAAGCCACCAAACCAACGACGUCAACCACAUGGACCUUGAAGAAGGAUGAGGCUGAAGAUGAAGAGAAACUACUCGCAAUCUAUUGUCUGUACGAAGAUCUCAACCUUCUGCGUCAGGAUAUUGGUAUGCUAUGGACAGACUAUCGUGCAGGGCGUUCAGACCUGGUGAGCGUGUCUGUAGCAACGAACGCUGCUCUUGAGUUUGGUAUAUACGUGGAAGCGGAAUUUUUGGAAACAUAUCCAGAUCUAACGACUGGUUAUAAGAUCAUGAUUGCUCUACUCUCCAUUUUUAGAUCACCAGGCUGGAGUUCGACAUUUCUGGCAGUGGAAACUGAACAGAUUGACAAGGGUUGCUAUGUUGUUGUCAAACAAGUGCUUGGUUAUUGGCUCAGCAUGGAUGCUUUAACUGCGUGGACCACCGUCACCAGCAUAGACCAGAUGGUUCUCAGUGCCGUGUGUGCCUCGAACAGCCAGGUAUAUCAACAAGAUGUCCAAAAAGACAUAGAAUCCAAGGCUGCUGACGCAUACGAGCUUCGCAUCUUGAGAUACAAGAGUGAUUUGUUCUCAAUUGCGAGCGAGGCUGCCGUCCACGAAGUUUUGCACCACGAGCUGCCUGUUGUAGAUCUAGUUACGCAAACACUGCGUGACUCGAUUGCAAAUCGAGCCGGAGGCAAGUCUUUGAGUGCUGUUUUUUCGUCCCAAGCUUUCUUGGACAUUAAAGAGAUCAUGGGCGAAUCUGUUAGUGAUGGUUUUAACGAGUUGCGGCGAUUCAGAGAUUAUUUGGACGUACAACGCGAUCUUUCGAGUCUUGUUUCGAGUGCGAAGGGUUCUUUGGAUAAGAUGAAACGCCUGAUCGACGAAGACAUUUGCCAACAAUGGAAGAACGAGGCUCGGUCGCAGAUGUUUCACGCAAAUGGCUCUCGGCUGGCUGCAGAUUCAGUUCCAGCUCCAGCUUUUAAAUUACUCAAAGAGCACCCACUGCUCUGUGGUUUGUUACUAUUCUACUGCCAAAUGAAUUUGCAGCGGGUUGGGAUGCACUCGGCAGACAGCAGGAUAUCAAUCCUUGCCUGUUCUCACUUGUACAAUGCUGUCCAAAAAGCACAACUCUUAUCACGGCAAUGGGACGAUCUCGAACACAUUUUCUCCAAUCAUUCUGACAAAGACUUCUUCCUAGGCUCACGUCCUGAAACACUGACCACUAUUCUUCGACAAUGGGCUUUAGUCAACGGCAUCUCCACGACUUUCUUUUCGAAUCAUGCUUCCAAAUGUGAGAUCUGCACUGGCUCAUCACAUCAAUGA